AUGAUUUCUAAAAUUAAAUACCAUAACAAACUCAUUUGUGGUUAUAACCCUUUGAACUUAACACCUUAUGGUAUUGGAAGUGAUACUUGGGGGGAAGCUUCCGAAUCUUUCAUAUCUUCAUUUCCAAUCUUGGAUUCUAUUCAUUCGGCUCAAAUAUCUAGGGCUAAAGAUCCUCAAUACUCUAUUUCAUAUAGAACAAAUCAUGGUCCAAGUUUUGGUGCCGGUUGGGAUUUAACCAUUGAGGGUAAAGUAAUACGUUGUAGUUUAAUUAGUUCUUAUCCCGGAAUUUCUGAUUUUAUUACGGCGGGUACUACACUCCACUUGGACGAUUAUGAAGUUUUUGGUGUGGUUAGAAAAGGCACUUAA
Molecule: messenger RNA, 366 nt
Organism: Funneliformis mosseae
Lineage: Eukaryota; Fungi; Glomeromycota; Glomeromycetes; Glomerales; Glomeraceae
Source: the annotation of a GenBank genome assembly